AUGACCAGCCAGUCUCAGGGGAUCCAACAGCUCCUGCAGGCAGAGAAAAGAGCCAAGGACAAGCUAGAAGAGGCAAAGAAGAGAAAAGGAAAGCGACUGAGGCAAGCUAAGGAGGAAGCCGUGGCGGAGACGGACCAGUACAGAAUGCAGAGGGAGAAGGACUUCCACCUGAAGCAGUCUAAGAUAAUGGGCUCUCAGAGCCACCUCUCGGAUGAAAUGGAAGAGCAAACACUAGAGAAAAUCAAAGAAUUGAACGGAAGCUACAACAAGUAUAUGGAAAGUGUGAUUAAGCAGCUGUUGAGCAUGGUGUGCGACAUGAAACCAGAAGUCCAUGUGAACUACAGAGCCACCAACUGAAUGUGCGCCACACUUCCAAGUCCAUAGAGAUAGAGUUCUGUUAAUAUUAAGGGACUGCCACUGUGCACCUGAAGUCUACUAUAAACUUCCAUGUCACGCAUUUCAUGUAUGGCACA
Molecule: messenger RNA, 473 nt
Organism: Arvicanthis niloticus (Nile rat)
Lineage: Eukaryota; Metazoa; Chordata; Mammalia; Rodentia; Muridae
Gene: Atp6v1g3
Product: ATPase H+ transporting V1 subunit G3
Biological process (GO): synaptic vesicle lumen acidification
Cellular component (GO): vacuolar proton-transporting V-type ATPase, V1 domain; vacuolar proton-transporting V-type ATPase complex; synaptic vesicle membrane
Molecular function (GO): ATP hydrolysis activity; proton-transporting ATPase activity, rotational mechanism
Source: RefSeq, a predicted model, not a curated record